AUGGCUUCAACACUUGAUCUUUUUGUCUCUCAGUCAUUAUUACAGUGCCUUUCUAAGAAUAGCUACAGAUCCUUUCGGCAUGGCGUUCAUUUUGCCUUGACGUCGUCGAGAUCUGAAUUGAAGCUGAAUUCUCCAAUACGCCCACGAACCCUCCCCCCCUACCUCUCCCUCCUCCAAACCCUAGCCCUAAACCCUAACCCUAGCCCUGCCGUCACCAAAACCCUGUUCUCCGAAAUCGUCGGAAGCCGACACACCCUCCUCUCCGGCCUCUCUCCGUCCAACUCCGUGACCCUGAUUCAGUCCCUCGGGGCCGUCGGGCUCGUCGAGGAGGUUCUGUUGGUUUGGAGGUGGAUGAAGGAGCGGAGAGUGGAGCUGAAUGUCGUGCAUUACAAUUGUCUGAUGGAUUGUCUUGUGAGCUCGGGGCUUGUUGACUCCGCACACAAGGUGUUUGAUGCGAUGUCGGGUGUCAAGCCGGAUGUUUUUUCGUACAAUAUAAUGAUUAAGGGGUACUAUAAGGUUGGGAGAGUGCGAGAUGCGGUGGUGAAGUUUGAGGAGAUGGAGGAGUUGGGGUUAGUGCCGGAUAAGGUUACGUAUAUGACUUUGAUUCAGUGUUAUUAUGCGGAGGAGAACUUUCAUCGGUGUUUGGUGAUGUACAGGGAGAUGGAGGAGAAGGGGUUGGAGGUCCCGUCUCAUGCGAUUAGUUUGGUUGUGAAUGGGUUGUGCAAGGAUGGGAAGCCGUUUGAGGGGAUGGCGAUUUUGGAGAAGAUGGUGGAGAGAGGAGGCAAGGCGAAUGUGGCAGUUUAUACCGCACUUAUGGACUCAUUUGCAAAAGGUGGGAAUGAGGAGCAAGCGAUGGCGGUUUUUGAUAGGAUGAGGAGCGAGGGGUUUGAACCCGACGAGGUUGCUUAUGGUGCCGUUGUUAAUUGCUUGUGUAAGGCUGGGAAGUUGGAGAGAGCAAAGGAGUGGUUUGAGUAUUGUAAAGAGAAAGGCGUGGGGGUCAAUGUAGUUUUCUAUACCAGCCUCAUUGAUGGGUUUGGAAAAGCCGGGAUGGUUGAUGAAGCGGAGAAGUUCUUCGAUGAGAUGGUGGAUGAAGGGCUUGUUCCCGAUACUUAUUGCUACAAUGUGCUUAUUGAUGCAUUUGGGAAGGCGGGAAAGGUUGACAAAGCAUGGAAGAUGUUUAAGAGAAUGGAGAAAGAGGGUUGUGAUCAAACCGUUUAUACGUACACCAUUAUGAUUGAUGGGUUAUUUAAGAAGCAUAAGAACGAAGAGGCACUCAAAUUGUGGGAUGAGAUGAUUGAUAAAGGCAUUACCCCUACCCCUGCAUCAUUUAGAGCUCUCUCAACAGGACUUUGCCUUUCGGGCAAAUUUGACAGGGCUUAUAAGAUAUUGGAUGAAUUAGCACCGAUGGGAGUUAUUCCUGAAACUGCCCAUGAGGAUAUGCUUCAUGUGUUGUGCAAAGCUAAAAGAUAUGCUCAUGCGUGCAAGUUAGCUGAUUCUAUUGUGGAUAAAGGUCGUGAAAUUCCUGGAAAAGUGAGAACGAUUAUGAUCAAUGCACUUAGAAAAGCAGGCAGUGCUGAUUUGGCGAUUAAGAUGGUGCAUAGUAGGAUUGGUAUAGGCUAUGACAGGUUCGGUAGCAUCAAAAGGCGAGUGAAGUUCCAGACUCUCUUGGAUACAUAAAGAAUCAGGAAAUGCUGAUUUGGUUAAAUCCGAUUCUUUGUAGAUUGUCAUAAGUUAGCAGGUUCGGUGGUGUUAAAAAGGAAGUGAAGUUUCAGGACUCCACUGGGUACAUGGAGAAUUAGACUGUCGAUGCUUAUAUGAAGCUUCACUCUACACUCCACUUGUGUUUCCUGGCUAAUCUGCAGCAACUUGCUAUGAAGGAUGACUAGACCUAGGGUCUCUAAAACAUCGCUUUGGAGAUAAAUUUGGUUAUUGGAGCUUAUCAACUGAGAAAAAGUAUGUUCAUUGGUGGUUUAUUGGGGUAGGUGGCCUUUGCAAUAAUAAGCCAGAAGCUUUUGACUGGACCCCUUGCCAAAUCAUGUUUAUGAUUUCUGCAGUUACUAUUAGAGUCAACAUUCUUUGGAAUAAAGAGGAUUAGCAUUCUUGACUGAGAUACUGCUUUAAGUUAUUCAGUUGGAUGGACCUUCAGCCAACUACUCCCACUUGAAUAUCUGUUUACUCCAAAGGCUGAAGUAUGGGUACAGAUCUUCAUCUUACAAAUCUCUAGAAGCAACUUUAUCCGGUUUGACGGGGUAAAUAUCUUGAUUAUGGACCACAAGUGGAAGUUAUGGAGCGGGUGCUGGAUGCAAUUCAUGGAUAAUAAGGAGCAAUAGCUGAUCUUUUUAGUGGUAUUUCAACUACGAUGGGCAGAAUCCUGUUAAUUUGCAUUUUCUGUCAUAAUUGGGAGCUGAAAGUAUGUCAUUGUAUGUUCGAUAUGACUCCUUUAUUUGUAAUGGUCAAAUUUUGGAAUUAAAAAGAGAACUACUAAGA
Messenger RNA from Asparagus officinalis (garden asparagus), 2487 nucleotides. RefSeq names its product pentatricopeptide repeat-containing protein At1g03560, mitochondrial. The record is from RefSeq and is a predicted model, not a curated record. Bases 1 to 1677 code for a protein of 558 amino acids. The transcript has 2 exons. Lineage: Eukaryota; Viridiplantae; Streptophyta; Magnoliopsida; Asparagales; Asparagaceae. Gene Ontology annotation, molecular function: protein binding.